GGAGGCUGGCGCUUAGAGCGGGGGCUGCGCGGAGCGGGAAGGAGCGCGGGGAGCUGUAGGGCCCAGCCGGCCCAAGGGCGCCCUCGCCUCGGGCCCGCGGCCGAGGCGGAGAAGUUUGGCACCUCGGGGCCCGGCGUCCCGGGGUCUCGGGGGCCGCGGCAAGCAGGGCCAUGGGGGCGAGCGCGGAGGUGGCGAGGUGCGCAGCGAGCUCCUGGAGCGACGCGGCCGAGGCGGCGCAAAGUUAGCCCGGCGCCCCGGGACGAGCGCCGCAGCCUGGGCCAUGGGCGAACACCCCAGCCCCGGCCCCGCAGUGGCCGCUUGCGCCGAGGCGGAGCGCAUCGAAGAGCUGGAGCCCGAGGCCGAGGACCGGCUGCCCGCCGCGCCAGAAGACCACUGGAAAGUCCUGUUUGAAAAGUUUGACCCCGGGAGCACCGGCUACAUCAGCACAGGAAAAUUCCGGAGCCUCCUGGAGAGCCACAGCUCUAAGCUGGAUCCACACAAAAAGGAGGUGCUGCUAGCUCUCGCUGACAGCCAUGCAGACGGGCAGAUCUGCUACCAGGACUUUGUCAACCUGAUGAGCAACAAGCGUUCCAACAGCUUCCGCCAGGCCAUCCUUCAGGGCAACCGCAGGCUGAGCAGCAAGGCCCUGCUGGAGGAGAAGGGGCUGAGCCUCUCCCAGCGGCUCAUCCGCCACGUGGCCUACGAGACCCUGCCCCGAGAGAUUGACCGCAAGUGGUACUACGACAGCUACACCUGCUGCCCCCCACCCUGGUUCAUGAUCACAGUCACCCUGCUGGAGGUUGCCCUUUUCCUGUACAAUGGGGUUCUACUGGAUCAGUUUGUGCUGCAGGUGACGCACCCUCGGUACCUGAAGAACUCUCUGGUUUAUCACCCGCAGCUCCGUGCACAGGCUUGGCGCUAUGUGACAUACAUCUUUAUGCAUGCAGGGGUAGAGCACCUAGGACUCAAUGUGGUGCUGCAGCUGCUGGUGGGGGUGCCGCUGGAGAUGGUGCAUGGAGCCACCCGAAUCGGGCUUGUCUAUGCAGCUGGCGUUGUGGCAGGCUCCUUGGCUGUGUCUGUGGCUGACAUGACUGCACCCGUUGUGGGCUCUUCCGGAGGGGUGUAUGCGCUCGUCUCUGCCCACUUAGCCAACAUUGUCAUGAACUGGUCAGGCAUGAAGUGCCAGUUCAAGCUGCUGCGGAUGGCUGUGGCCUUGAUCUGUAACAGGGUUUCUCUGUGUAUCUUUGGAGCCUGUCCUGGAUCUCGCUAUGUAGACCAGUCUGGACUCAAAUUUACAGAGAUCUGCCAUCUUCUCCCUCUCGAAUGCUGGAAUUAAAGGUGUGUGCCACCACUGCCUGGCACCACACUGAUUUUUAUGUAGACUCUGUGCAUGCUAGGCAAGCACUGUACCAACUGAACUACAUCACCCAGACCCUUUAUGUCUUGUUUUGGUGGUCCCCCUGCCCCUCAGACAGGGUUUCUCUGUAGCUCUGUAGCCCUGGCUGUCCUGGAACUUGCUCUGUAAACCAGGCUAACCUCAAACUCACAGAGAUCCGCCUGCCUCUGCCUCCCAAGUGCUGGGAUUAAAGGUGCGCGCCACCAUCGUCCAACACAAGUACCAAUGACUACUGAACCAUCUCAUCUCUCCAACCCUACUUCUUAAACCUUUUAUAGACAUAAAGUAUUUAAACAGAAAAGUACCCAGUGACCAAUGGGAUCAAGAGAAAUAGCUGCAUGACUUUUUGGGUUGUGAACUUGACCUUUUAGUAUAUGUGUCUAUUGUGUGUGCAUGCACAGUUAAAUCUGCAGGUAGAGAUACGGAGAUGGCUGGAAAGAUGGCUCAGAGAUUAGGAGCACUGGCUGUUCUUCCAGAAGUCCUGACUUCAAUUCCUAGCAACCACAACUAUCUAAAAUGAGAUCUGGUGCCCUCUUCUGGCCUUCAGGCAUGCAGGCAGAACACUGGUAUACAUAAUAAAUAAACACAUCUUUUUUUAAAGAAAAAAAAAAGACCACUUACUGCUGUCGCAAAGGACCUGGGUUUUGCUCCCAGUACCAACACACAGCACUUCACAACUGUUUGUAACUCCAGUUCCAGGGAAUCCAAAGCCCUUUUUUUUGUCCCUGUGGGCAUUGCACAUGCUUGGUGCGUAAACAUACAUUGCAAACAAAACCCCCGCACACAUAAAAUAAGAACAAGGAAUUUUUUUUUUUUUAAACAAACUUGUAGUCUUGCUCAGUGGUGUGACACAUGUCUAUAAUCCUAGCACUUUAGGAAGCUAGGGCAAGAGGGUUGGGUUUUUAAAAUAUUUUAUUUAUUCAUUUUCAUGUGCAUGGGUGUUUUGCCUGCAUCAUUGUCUGUGUACCAUCUGUAUGCACUGCCCAGGGAGGCCAGAAGAGAGCAUCAGAUCCCCUGGAACAAGUUAGAGACAGUUGUGAGCCGCCCUGUGGGUGCUUGGAGUCAGACCUAGGUCAUAUGAAGAGCAGCCAUUGCUCUUAACUGCUAAGCUAGUUCUCCAGCCCCAAGAGAACUGAAUUUGGAAGCCAACCUGGACUACAGAGUAAAAUGUUGUCUCAGGCUGCCCCCACCUCCACACAAGCAAACCUUGCACUUUUAGCAGAGUCACAAACUGUAGUGGCUCCUUUGCUCAUUUUGUGCUGGGACCCUAGUCAGGACAGGUCCAUUCUGCUGACUGAGAGGCCUGGAUAUAAAGACAAGUGUGCGCGCGCACACGCACACAGACAGACAGACAGACACAGAGUGAAAGGCUGAUGAGACCUGAAGCCUCAGGGCUCACCCUUUAAUGUAAAGAGUGAGAGGGGGAAAGAACACCUUCUCCUUUACUUUCCAAAACAUAUGUGUGGGAAGCAUAGGAUUAGGUUUAAUUCAUAAGUGUAAACUUGAGCUUCAGAGAGCGCUAAGAUCAUCAGCUCAAAGGAAGUAUGCCCAGAAUAUUGAAAUACGCCAUUACUAACGCUCCGCAGUUUAGCCACGCUGGACAGGGGCCACCAAGGGUUUCUCAGCCUGGGCCAUACCUGUUGUAUGGUAAGAGGAAGACAUAAGCAGAGCAAACUCUGAUGGAGUCAGACCCGCAAGCGCUCACCUUAAUUUCACUUCCACGGCCCCCACCUCUUACGUUAGGCCUUUGGAAAGUCGUCAGCCCCGACCUACCAGGAGCCUCUUCUUGGUCUUAUCUUUUUUGUUUGUUUGUUUUAAAAUAAAACCCAUUGUAAACAUUAUAAAAGCUGCGGCUGGAGAGAUGGUUCAGUGGUUAAGAGUACUCACUACUCUUUCAAAGGUCCUGAGUUCAAUUCCUAGCACCCACAUGGCAGCUCACAAAUGUCUGGUGCUGUCUUUUGGUGUGCAGAUGUACAUGUAGACAAAGUACCCAUAUACCAAAAUACAUAAGUAAAGCUUUAAAAAAAAUUCCUAGAAGGUGAUGAAAGAGGUGGGAGAGGAACCAUCAUCUUUUACAGCCUUUUCCUUUAUUGGCCCCAGACCCAGCAAACAAAGCCUGGAAGCACCACCCGGCUGGGGUAUCUCUAGAGCAUGGCCCUACUGCUCCUUUUCCACCCUCUGCUGGCUGGCUGUGGGGUUGCAGGGCACUCUGAAGACAUCAAGCUGUUAGUCCCUAAAGGGAAGGAGGUUCCUGGGUUCCUGGGUGACACAUUGAUGAAAUGCAUGUGGUGAAACAGUCCCCUCAGAGACCGGUCUUUUAAUCUGUCAGGUUUGCUUUGCUAUCCCUCCCAGUCUGGAAAAUAAGGAUAAGAAUUCCUACUUUCUCAGGGUCUGAAGAGAUAGCUCAGUGGUUUAAGAGUGCUUGCUGCUCUUCCAGAGGACCAGGGUUCAAUUUCCAGCACCCACAUGACAGUUCACAACUGUCUGUAACUCUUUUUUUUUUUUGUUUUGUUUUGUUUUUCGAGACAGGGUUUCUCUGUAGCUUUGGAGCCUGUCCUAGAACUAGUUCUUUUAGACCAGGCUGGUCUCGAACUCACAGAGAUCCGCCUGCCUCUGCCUCCCAAGUGCUGGGAUUAAAGGCAUGCGCCACCACCGCCCAGCCUGUCCGUAACUCUUGAUCCAGGGGAUCUGACACCCUCACAUAGACAUACUUGUGGGCAAAACACCAAUGAACUACACACACACACACAUAUAUAUAUAUAUUUUAAGGGUACAUGCAUUUAAUCUCAGCACUUGGGAGGUAAAGGCAGGCAGAUUUCUAAGUGUGAGACAAGCCUGUUCUACAGAGUGAGUUCCAAGACAGCCAGGGCUACACAGAGAAACCCUGUCUCAAGAAAACAAAAAAAGAAUACCUGCUUUCAACCAGACUUGAUGGUGCACACCUUUAAUCACAGCGCUCAGGGAGACAGAGCUCUGUGAAUUCAAGACGUCCUUGCCCACAGUGAGUUUCAGGAUAUCCCAGACUUCAUUGUGAGGCCUCAGGUCGAAAAGAGAAAGGAAAGCAGGAAGGGAGGAAAGGUAGGAGGGAGAAAGAAAAUCCUUUCCCUGCCCCUUGGGUAUUGGGAAAUGGGGUGGCACUAUUGCCCAGCCCCUUUCCUUUACAAGAUACAACAUCCCUAUUUGACCGGCUGACUUAGCAAGUUCACAAAGGGAACUUUGAGCCAUAGUUGGUGACAUGCAGGAGUUGGUUAAGGGAGACAUCCUAAGACGUGUUGGUGAGAGUGGAGUUCAGACUUUUAGUUUAAUUCCUCCUUUACCCUCGCUCCCUCUCCAUCUCCGUCUCCUGAGAGGCACCAGCUCUCGUGGUUUCUGGGGACUUCUGGGUAGCACAUGGAAACACUCUGUGGGGUUUUCAGAGCGUGCGGGAGUUGUUGGCCAUGUUCUACUCUUGAAGCCUUUAUACCAGUGGACAGAUGAAGAAAUGUCCCCGGAGUGCAACGUAGCCACAGAGAUGCGCCUUCCUUAGGGUCUUCUAGCAAGGGCCCUCUCAACGUUCAGAUAACGGUUCAGACGUUUUCUCUUGAGAAACCCUGUCUAACUCCCCAAAGAAUGCCCUGUCUUGUGCCCAGUAUGAAUUUUAUAUUGUCUUUUUUUGCCUCAUGUUUGUAGCUCUUAAUGAAAUUGUCUUGUGAAUGUAAUUGAUUGUUGAUUUAUUGCCAAGCCCUGUGGGCUCUUGGGAUAGUCUUGUCUCCUUGAUUACUGCAUUUGGUCUCGUGACAGUGAGUGAGUGAAUGGGUGACUGGGUGGCCGGUGUGCCUGGCCUCUUCCUCAGCCCCUGCCCAGAACCCU
Molecule: messenger RNA, 5245 nt
Organism: Chionomys nivalis (European snow vole)
Lineage: Eukaryota; Metazoa; Chordata; Mammalia; Rodentia; Cricetidae
Gene: Rhbdl3
Product: rhomboid like 3
Exons: 9
Coding region: 281-1336 (351 amino acids)
Cellular component (GO): membrane
Molecular function (GO): serine-type endopeptidase activity; calcium ion binding
Source: RefSeq, a predicted model, not a curated record